Messenger RNA from Toxotes jaculatrix (banded archerfish), 1912 nucleotides. It is a transcript of the gene erlin2, whose product is annotated as ER lipid raft associated 2. Gene Ontology annotation, biological process: SREBP signaling pathway. Bases 95 to 1093 code for a protein of 332 amino acids. Gene Ontology annotation, molecular function: cholesterol binding; ubiquitin protein ligase binding. The transcript is spliced from 12 exons. The record is from RefSeq and is a predicted model, not a curated record. NCBI's taxonomy places the organism in Eukaryota, Metazoa, Chordata, Actinopteri, Toxotidae. Gene Ontology annotation, cellular component: endoplasmic reticulum membrane; endoplasmic reticulum.
GGAACAGUGCGACUCAAACGAAGAAGAGGGAGGUAGCGGGUGCCUGGGGUACCUGCUUCUUAGCUGUUGGUGUAAUUUCGGUCCAAUUUACAGGAUGGCACAGUGGGGUGCCAUAUUCUCCAUAAUUGCUGCUCUUGGAGGAGCAGCACUUUUAGCCUCUGUACACAAGAUCGAUGAAGGACACACUGGAGUUUACUACAGGGGAGGGGCUCUGCUGACCACCACCAGUGGCCCUGGUUUCCAUCUUAUGCUUCCGUUCAUCACCACCUACAAGUCUGUUCAGACGACGCUGCAGACAGAUGAGGUGAAGAAUGUACCAUGUGGCACAAGUGGUGGAGUGAUGAUUUACUUUGACCGCAUAGAAGUGGUGAAUUAUCUCAUUCCAUCAGCAGUGUACGACAUAGUGAGGAACUUCACAGCAGACUACGAUAAAGCUUUGAUAUUCAACAAAGUUCACCACGAGCUCAACCAGUUCUGCAGUGUUCACUCACUGCAGGAGGUUUACAUCGGCUUGUUUGACCAAAUUGAUGAAAACCUGAAGUUGACGCUACAAGAGGAUCUAACAUCCAUGGCACCUGGACUUGUCAUACAGGCAGUCCGUGUGACUAAACCCAACAUCCCAGAGAGCAUUCGCCGGAACUACGAGCUCAUGGAGAGCGAGAAGACGAAGCUGCUGAUCUCUCAACAGACUCAGAAGGUUGUGGAGAAGGAGGCAGAGACGGAAAGGAUCAAGGCUGUGAUAGAGGCUGAGAAAGUGGCACAAGUGGCCGAGAUCAAGUUUGGACAGAAAGUCAUGGAGAAGGAAACCGAAAAAAAGAUCUCUGAAAUCGAAGAUGGCGCCUUCCUGGCCCGGCAGAAGGCCAAGGCAGAUGCAGAGUUUUAUACAUCACAGAGAGCUGCUGAGGCCAAUAAGCUGAAGCUAACACCAGAGUACCUGCAGCUAAUGAAGUACAAGGCCAUCGCAGCCAACAGCAAAAUCUACUUUGGGAAUGACAUACCCCAGAUGUUUGUGGACUCUGGCUCUGCAGGGAGCUCCAUCAAAGCCUCUGCAGCCAUGGACAUUUUGGGUGAGCAUAUCCUGGACCUGGAUUAAGUAGUGGCACCCACGGGACCACCCAGGAGUGGAGGACUAUCUGCUGGAGAGCAGUAUCCUGGCCCACAGGCUGGCUAGCUGACUGGCAGGUUCUCCCUCUUGCUCAGAGAAGCUUUGCUGACCGGGGCCUGUAUUUCUCAAACAUCUCAGAAUCACUGCUAGAAACCACAUUGAAAGUUUGACUAGGAAAUGAAAAAGUUCUACCUCAGAGCAGAGGAGCUGAGUUAUUUUUGAGGCUUCCUGUUCUGCUGCCUGUUCUCACAGAGAAUGCUAUCAUUUAGGCUCAGAACCAAUUAAGUGAAGGAAAAAUUAGAUUAAAUAGCAUCUCCUGUGGGUGUACGAUAAGCUCCUUGAAAACUGACAUUUAGCCUAAACAGUAGUUUAAAGGAAUUAGCCCUGCUGCUGCUCAGCUUUUACCGUCUGUGUGGGAACUAUACCCAGUCAUAGCUUCACAGAUCACAAAUCCAUUACUGCGUAUGUUUAUGCAGUGUUAUCCCUUCAUGUGCCAUGUGUCCAAAAUGAGCAUUUGAAGCAGCGAUAACCGAAACCCGCUGUUCUGAAGAAUAAAAGGCAAAAAAAAAGUUUUCUAAUCACUUUCAGUGGCAGGGUAAUUAAUUAUUAUUCACCUUAAUUCAGCUUUUGGUGCAAUGAAUUCAGUCACAGUUGUGAGCAGCCCAUGGUUAUCAUGGUUAGUUUAGCUGCAUUGUCCUUGUUACAUGAACUGAUCAUUGGCUAAGCCUCACCCCUCUCCUUUCUCACACGGCUGUGCAGUUUACAAUGACAGCAACUUUUAAUGUUGCCAACUAACCCCCCCCCCCC